AGCGGCCACACUGUUGAGACCCAAACGGAGAGAGAGAGAGGAGGAGGAUGUUGAACUGUAGUGUGACUGUACAUUUACAGCGUUAUAUUCCAGCCUAAGCACAUGGGUAUUUUGGGAGCUGCUUCCUGUAAUAAUAAAACAACUUUUUGGGGAUUCAUGACAGCUAAAGGCUCGUCUCCAGUUUGGCUAUGAGCCGAGCCGUGCACUGAACUAUGGAGAUAUCGCUGAAGAUCUGAAAGGUGUCAGAGACGCUUCUCAAGAAAGCGAGGAGCCGCCGGGAAGUGCAUAGCCAGUACGUUGUGUUUGGACUUAAACAUCUCUUUCCUCACAGACUCUUCGGGUUCCAGAUUGUUCAGUAGGUCAUAUCGAGGAAAUAACAGACUGCGGAUGAACUCAUUGGUCAAGCGGAGAAAAUACAAAAAGAGAGAGUUUGAAUUAAAGGUUUACUGGAUCACACCCCGAGCACCUCCGGGUGAAGUACUGUUAAAUGGAUCCUAUGUGUUUUUGGACAUUUAAACUGGCUUUUGUCAGUAAGUAGGACAGUGAUAACUGUCCAUCACUCCCAGAGACGCGGAGUAGACUUGGCUGUCAUUUUGGACAUAUUCUUCCGCAGUGAAUUUGAGGAUUUGCGCGCCCGCCGUGGAUGUUUAAUAUGCUAGUAUGGGUCCGCUAGCAUUCAUCCUUGUUAGUGGAUUACUGUAUUUUCAAGUUGAUGGAUCCCGAAUGCGCCAGGAGGACUCCCCACCCCGGAUUGUGGAGCACCCCUCUGACCUGGUUGUAUCAAAAGGGGAGCCUGCCACUCUCAACUGUAAAGCAGAAGGGAGGCCAGUCCCAACGGUGGAGUGGUACAAGGAUGGAGAGCGGGUGGAAACAGACAAAGAUGACCCACGUUCUCACCGCAUGCUGCUUCCCAGCGGCUCGCUUUUCUUCCUUCGCAUUGUCCACGGACGACGGAGCAAACCAGAUGAGGGAGUCUACGUCUGCGUGGCCCGGAACUACCUGGGAGAGGCCGUCAGCCGCAAUGCAUCUUUGGAAGUAGCAUUGCUGCGAGAUGAUUUUAGACAAAAUCCUACUGAUGUGGUUGUGGCAGCAGGAGAGCCAGCAAUUCUUGAAUGUGUCCCUCCCAGAGGCCAUCCCGAGCCCACCAUCUACUGGAAGAAGGACAAAGUGCGAAUUGAUGACAAGGAUGAUAGGAUUACUAUUCGAGGAGGGAAACUUAUGAUCUCCAACACAAGAAAGAGUGACGCUGGCAUGUACAUCUGUGUGGGUACCAACAUGGUCGGAGAACGGGACAGCGAGACUGCACAAGUCACAGUGUUUGAGCGACCAACCUUUCUGCGGAGACCCAUCAACCAGGUGGUCCUGGAAGAGGAGAUGGUGGAGUUCCGCUGCCAGGUACAAGGAGACCCCCAACCCAACGUUCGCUGGAGGAAAGAUGACAUUGAUGUUCCUCGUGGGAGGUAUGAGAUCAAGUAUGACAAGGACGACUAUGUGCUGAGAGUGAAGAAGGCUUCCAUUAAUGAUGAAGGCAUGUUCACCUGCGUGGCUGAAAACCGUGUGGGCAAGCUGGAAGCCUCUGCCACUCUCACAGUCAGAGCUCGCCCUGUCGCUGCACCCCAGUUUGUCAUCCGUCCAAGGGACCAAAUUGUGUCCCAAGGCCGCACUGCCACCUUCCCAUGUGAAGCCAAAGGAAAUCCUCAGCCUGCUGUCUUCUGGCAGAAGGAGGGGAGUCAGAAUUUACUCUUUCCCAACCAGCCCCAGCAGCCCAACAGUCGCUUUUCAGUGUCACCCAGCGGCGAACUCACCAUCUCAUCUGUGCAGCGGGCAGAUGCUGGUUACUAUAUUUGCCAGGCCCUGACCGUCGCAGGCAGCAUCCUCGCCAAGGCUCAACUGGAGGUCACAGAUGUUCUUACAGACAGACCGCCGCCCAUUAUUCGCCAAGGCCCAUCCAAUCAGACACUCGGGGUGGACAGCAUGGCGCUGUUGAAGUGUCAAGCAUCAGGAGACCCCAUCCCCUCCAUCAGCUGGCUGAAGGAUGGGAUCAGUCUGCUAGGAAAGGACCCCCGCAUGUCCCUGCAGGAGCUGGGCAGCCUGCAGAUCAAAAACCUCAAGCUUUCAGACUCUGGUACAUACACAUGUGUGGCCACCAGUUCAAGUGGUGAAACAUCAUGGAGUGCUUUCUUGGAAGUUAAAGAAUCAGGUGUAGCAAUAGUUAUGAAAAACCAUGAUGAGAGUGAGCUUCCAGGCCCGCCAUCUAAACCUCAAGUUACUGAUGUCACCAAGAACAGUGUGUCCUUGUCCUGGCAGUCUGGAAUGGCAGGAGCAUCUCCAGUCUCUUCCUUUGUCAUUGAAGCAUUCAGCCAGUCGGUGAGCAACAGUUGGCAGACAGUAGCAGACCAUGUCAAAACCACACAGUUUACUGUCAAAGGUCUUCGUCCCAACACCAUUUACCUGUUCAUGGUCCGAGCAGUCAACAGCCAGGGCCUAAGUGAUCCCAGCCCCAUGUCUGAUCCAGUCAGAACACAAGAUAUAAGCCCUCCAGCCCAGGGUGUCGACCACAGGCACGUGCAGAAGGAACUUGGUGAAGUUAUUGUCCGUUUGCAUAACCCAGUUGUUCUAAGUCCGACAACCAUUCAGGUCACAUGGACAGUGGACCGUCAGUCCCAGUUCAUCCAAGGUUACAGAGUUCUGUACAGGCAGACAUCAGGACUGCCUUCACCAGGACCAUGGCAGACCCAGGACGUGAAGGUCCCCUCAGAGCGAAGCGUCAUCCUCUCAUCACUAAAGAAGGGGAUUGUUUAUGAGAUCAAGGUCCGGCCUUAUUUUAACGAAUUUCAGGGCAUGGACAGUGAAUCCAAGACUGUACGGACCACUGAGGAGGCUCCCAGCGCCCCUCCUCAACAGGUAACAGUCCUGACUGUCGGAAACCAGAACAGCACUUCCAUUAGCAUCUCCUGGGACCCCCCUCCACCAGACCACCAGAAUGGUAUCAUCCAGGAGUACAAGAUCUGGUGUCUUGGGAAUGAGACACGUUUCCAUGUAAAUAAGACGGUGGAUGCAGCCAUACGCUCUGUGGUUGUGGGCGGGCUGCAGGUGGGAGUGGUGUAUCAUGUGGAAGUGGCUGCCAGCACGAGUGCAGGAGUUGGGGUCAAGAGCGAACCUCAGCCAAUCAUCAUCGGUAAGGAGUUCCGGGAGGUGAUUAUAAAUGGAAACCGGAACAACAGCAUCACAGAGCAGAUAACUGAUGUGGUGAAACAGCCGGCAUUUAUUGCCGGCAUUGGAGGAGCUUGUUGGGUCAUCCUCAUGGGUUUCAGCAUCUGGCUUUACUGGAGGAGAAAGAAGAGGAAGGGCCUGAGCAACUAUGCAGUUCAGUCCUUCACCUUCACCCCUGCAGUGACAUUCCAGAGAGUUGAUGGUGGCCUGAUGAGCAAUGGAAGCCGACCAGGCCUGCUGAAUGCCAGCGACCCAGGCUACCCCUGGUUAGCGGACUCUUGGCCAGCAACCAGCCUGCCUGUCAACAGCAGCUCAGGGGGACCAAAUGACCUGAGUAACUUUGGCCGAGGAGAUCUUCCCACUGGACAGGGGGAUAAGACUGGCACGAUGCUCUCCGAUGGAGCCAUCUACAGCAGCAUCGACUUCACCACCAAAACUAACUACAACAGCCCUGGUCAAACAUCCCAGGCUACUCCAUACGCCACCACUCAGAUUCUCCACUCCAACAGCAUCCAUGAGCUGGCUGUAGACCUGCCUGAGGCCCAGUGGAAGGCCUCGCUCCAGGCAAAGCAGGAAAUGGCCAACCUGGGAUACUCCCUGCCUGACAAAAACUCCUGCAACAACACCCUCCUUUUCAUUCCUGACUACCGAUUGGCCGAAGGAUUGUCUAAUAGAAUACCACACAACCAAUCACAAGAUUUCAGCACCACCAGCUCUCACAACAGCUCAGAGCGAAGCGGCAGUCUCUCAGCUGGAAAGGGAGGAAAGAAGAAGAAAACUAAGAGUGGCUCUAAACCUACUAAAGCCAACGGGUCCAACUGGGCCAAUGUUCCCCUGCCUCCUCCCCCAGUUCACCCUCUGCCUGGCACUGAGAUGGACCUUUAUCCCAAUGAGCACCAUGAAGGAGGAGGGUAUGAGAGUGGCAGCUGGGGCCCACCCAUGCCUGUGCAGACAUACCUUCACCAGGGCAUGGAAGAUGAGCUAGAGGAAGAGGAGGAACGGGUUCCAACACCACCCAUCCGAGGGGUGGCCUCUUCCCCCGCUGCUGUGUCCUUCGGACAGCAGUCCACAGCCACUCUUACCCCAUCUCCUCGGGAUGAGAUGCAACCAAUGCUCCAGGCCCAUUUGGAUGAGCUGACCAGGGCAUACCAACUGGACAUAGCAAAACAGACAUGGCACAUGCACGGAGGCUCUCUUCCUCCCCAGGCUCCAGCUCCUCCAGUGGGCUACGUGUCGAGCACAAUGGUUUCCGACCUGGAGACUGACCUGCCUGAUGAUGAUGAGGAGGAGGAGGAUGAAGAGGAGGAUGAGGGCUAUGGAGCCAGGCAUCCCCGCGGUAUUGAGCACACACCAGGGUCUAGCAUGGACAACCUAGACAGCUCUUUAACAGGGUCCAUGGUGAAUGGGUGGGGCUCAGCCUCGGAGGAAGACCGUAAUUUCUCCAGCCAUAGAUCCAGUCUGGGUAGUUCUUCUGAUGGCUCCAUCUUUACCCACUACAGCUUCGCCCAGGCCCUGGUGGCUGCUGCAGACAAGGCAGGCUACCACAUUGAGGGCACUAGCCUCAGCAAGAGAGGUAAAGGCUUGUCCCACAGGCCCCGUCCCAGCAGUCCAUUCUCAACAGAUGGCAGCACAGUCGGCACGCACAGCCUGGGCCAUCAGAGGGCCACCAGGCCCACUCGCAAACCACGAAGUCAGGGCACAACGCCCCACCGUAGAGAUGCUGGUGCAGACGACCUACCUCCUCCCCCUGAGCCUCCCCCCAGUCAGGGUGGGGGUCGCAUCCAGGGGGCCCGCAGUGUAAGCAGCAUGGCACCGCCUGCAGAUAGGAAGGCUUCUUCUCUGGAGCGCACGCCUAUGUCUGGACCCUUAUGUGGGCCGGAUGACAUGAAGAGCUCCAUUGACAGACAUAUGCGAACUUCUUUGGAACAUCAUCGCCAAGCGCAGGACAGGCUGGGCUCUAUGGAUCGAGCUGAUGAUGGACGCAGGGGACACAAAGCAGAGGAUGGAUGCCUGCCAUAUAAUAAACCAUCAUUCCCAUCCCCUGGGGGUCACAGCUCUUCAGGCACAGCCUCAUCAAAGGGUUCAACGGGGCCACGCAAGACUGAGGGUCCACGACAGCCACAACAGUGGACCGCCCUGGAGCACGCUGAUUUCCUGGGGACCAAUGGACAAGGACAGUACACGGGAGAGUUAUGUGAGUGAGUGAUUUGCCCUGGAUGUGAACUGGAGUCUGCCCUCCUGUCAGGCCUGUCAGGCAAUGAACUUUGUCCUUAGUGUGUUCUCCGAGAAAAGUUGUGCAGCAGAGAGAACUACAAAGAAAAAGCAGUGUCACAGAACUGUAAAUGUGAUGUAAAGACACAGACAUACUGUACAUCUCACUACGUUUUUGUCCGCAAGAAAAUAUUUUCCACCUCCUACCUUACUGUAAUUUUCUUUUGUUACAAAAAGGCAAGUUUAAACUUUAAAAAAAAAAAAAAAAAAAGAUCUAUAUGAGAUUUUCUGGCAACUGCCCUUGGAGAGAAAAGGGAAUUUUGUUUCCUGUAAAUAUUUUCUUUGACUUGUUGCAUUGCUAUGCAAACCUAAUUGAGUUGGAGCUUUUUAUUUACACAUACAGAAACGAUUGGGUUUUAUCUGGUUAUUUGUAUUAUAUGUGAAUUGAGUGGCUACUGUGCCAUAAAAUAAUUGUUUUAUAAUCCAUUGUUUGUUUAUAGGUACCAUUAAUUAUUAUUAUUAUCAUUAUUAAUUAUUGUUUUUUGCACUGCAAUUUUUGGUGAUAAGCACAAAAACAUAGCUCCUGCUGACAUGAAGAACCGGAAGAAUAUGUGAAGAGGAGUUUCUGUACUGUAAAGUAAAGAGAAGAUUAUAUACUAAUGUACAGAGAGAUAUUAAAGAGUAAUGCUUUGCUCACAGACAGCAACAAAAAGGCACCCAUUUCCACAGUUGAGACAAAACUGGGUUGCAGGAACACAAGGUUCCUGAGGGGGUGAGGGCAGAUACGAGGCUGGACGUUGUAGAAAAAAAUGAUUUUGUGUUACUGUAGGUGACUGCUUGGAUUAUUUAAGUCAUAAUUUACUGUCCUAGAAUAAUAUUUUGUCCAAAAUAUUAAGUCUUCAUUGUUUUGGGCAACUGUAGACAUUGUCUUAUGUUCAGAAACAAACUGAGGGAAGAUAUUUUCCUUAUUUUAAAAGUGUCCAAACAUUUCAAGUUGUUGUGUUGACGUUUUACUGCCUACAUCAUUUUACUAAGCAGAGUUUACACUCUUCAUUCAGUAAAGCUGCAAACUUACAAUAAAACAGUCAGAAUGGAGGAAGAGCAAAGAUUUGUCUGCAUGCCGAGGUCUAUUCAGAGCAUUUAGAAGCAGAUUUAUUAUCCCUCCAAGGCCUUAAUGAAUAAAAAACACAAAGGAGUAUUUAUCAUAAUUAGUAUUAAUGAUACUCCUAAACCUGCUAAAAUAUUAGUGGAGCAACAUCAUUUGUUUACACUUUUUGCGUUUUGUUUCAAUCAUUUUUUUUACCUUUUCUUUUGUUUAUUUUGCUUUUAAGAGCACUUAUUAAUAUAUAUUUGUUAUUUUAUCUGUGGUGCAGUUUUAUCCAAAACAGCAACACGUUGAACUGUUGAGGUCCAGCCAAGUGCUGUUAAAUUAUGUGAUCUAUUAAAGCAGGUGUUGAUAUAAAAGUCAGUGCCUCACUUAUUAAAAACACGAUGAUCAACGCGGUCUUGUGUCAGAAACUUUAAGAAGAAAUGGUGUGUGUGCCAGUGUCACUUUGAGUGGGAGCGAUGUCGGAGAAAGGCCUUGUAUAUUCACUAGUGGGUCCUGCUGCCUCCAUGUCUACAGCCAGUGUGAAGCAGAACACUUUCUAUCUGCCUGACUGCCACAAAAACACACUCAUCAUCUGCCACUUUUGACUUCACAGCCUCCGGUUUUCAAUUUUUUGUCUUUUCCAACAAGGUUUCUAUCGGUUGUCCUUUUUAAAGAGAAGCUUGUUUCUUUGUAUGCCUUUUACGGACUCCAAAACGCUGCUUAAAACAAUGUUUUCAAUUGUAAUGUUCAGGAUUUUUGUGGUUCGAUUACUUUUUUUUUUCUUCUUCUUCUUUUUUUUGUACUGCAAAUAUUGUUAAAGGGGGGGUGGGAAACUAAAGGCCAUGCUGUUGUACUGUUGUCGUCAUCCCACCAUCAUCAUCAUUUUUCCUUUUUUUUUUCUUAUUUUUAACCAUCCACCCAGUGGCCAGUGUUCUGGAAAUGAGGUGCAGAGAGUAUCUCAGGUUAUUUUACAUUCUGGUGGUGAUUAUGUAUGUGUAUAUAUGUGUAUAUAUCCAUAUGCAUCUCCACUUGAUCAUGCCAUUCCAUUUUCAGUGAAGAAAACAUCUCUCUCAUGUCCGAUUCUGUCGUCCCCUUUUUUCUUUUCUGCUGUGGAUUUUGAUUCUGAAUAUAAUGUGCUGGUUCAUCCACCUUAAGACAAGAUGUCAGUGAAAGAACAUACCAAAAUUAAGAUGGAUAUUUCUAAUGUCUAAUGCGUUUUAGUGUCUCUUUAAUACUCAUUGUUUUCUUUUAAAUCACAGUGUCGUUUUGUAUUUAUUGAAAUGAUAAUAAAGGUAUAUUGUGAAAUAUGCAUAAAGAUUCGUGAGAUAUAAAAUGUGUUUUUUGUUCCUUGUAAAGUUUGGUGUCGGAGCCGAGCAGCGAGGCCAUAAGGAGAUGAUGGGCACACACACACCAGUGAAGUGCCAGGUCCUCUUGAGUCACUCUUCGUCUUGCAUGUUCACUGCACUGCUCUUCUAAUGUCAAAACUAAAGAAACUUUUCAACACAAGGAGAAAAAAUCGCUUACAAUUUGCUUGUCAAGACAAUAGAGAAAAAUAUCUUUUUGGAAGGAUGAAAGUGCUUUCCCUCUUUCGUUCAUUUUCUCAGUAGUGUUGGUUCUUUGUAACCUAUCUGUGUGUUGCCUUUUUAUUAUAAAAGAAGAUUAAAAAUGACAAAAAGAGAAAGUUGUUGGGUGAAGUCUUUUCUGUACAGUAUGGGGUGAUGGAGUGGUGUGACACCCCCUGAUCUGUUACCAUUUCUACAGUACAGUUCAUUCUCCUUUUUUCCUCUGUACACCACCUUCUGUAUUCACUUGCAUGUUCUUGUCCAAGAAGAGAGUGGAUCAAGAAAAUAAGCUUUUUCAGCCUCAUUCUCAUGUCGUGUAAGAUAAAUCCAUGCUCUUUUAUUUCCUUGUACCUGGAUCAUUAUCAA
This is a messenger RNA of Melanotaenia boesemani (Boeseman's rainbowfish), 8442 nucleotides long. RefSeq names its product roundabout, axon guidance receptor, homolog 2 (Drosophila) (gene robo2). The coding region runs from base 661 to 5415 and encodes 1584 amino acids. Gene Ontology annotation, cellular component: neuron projection. The record is from RefSeq and is a predicted model, not a curated record. NCBI's taxonomy places the organism in Eukaryota, Metazoa, Chordata, Actinopteri, Atheriniformes, Melanotaeniidae. Gene Ontology annotation, molecular function: protein binding. The transcript is spliced from 31 exons.